CCGAUAUGUCUGAUGCUCCUGAAUGCAGCACGACUCCGCCUACAGGUGGCCACGUGGUUAGACGCGGAAGUAGAGCUUGACCUCAGAGGCAUGAGAAACCAGUGCAUCAGUGUAGUUUUAUAUUAUUUAUUUAUAUUUAAUGUUUGAGAAGCCCAUGCAGUAUCUGUUGUGAUGGAUCCCAAUCUGCUGUACUGGAAGAGCCAGGGUCAGUCUUUCCUCAGCCGAGUGCGGAUCUGGUUCGAUCUGCUCGACCCGUCGCUGCUGCUCUGCUCUGAUGCUCAGAUCCAGGGGGCGCGCUCCCUCAUUGGAGGAGGAGAAGACAGUGAGAAGGUUGCAGCUGCACAGACCCUCGCUCUGUCGUCCGUCCACGCCGACUCUGGAGCCGUUCUUCCUCUGGUUUUCCGUCCACCAGCCUUGAUGCCAGUAGCAGCACCUUUGGUGGUUGCCAGUUUCUUACCUCACAGCAGUGUUAAACCAGCUCUGAUUUGGCAGUUGCUGCUGCAGAGUUACAAUGCUGGGUUCAACUAUGCAAACAGGAAUUCUUCAUCAGAGCAGCAGAGUAAGACGGCGUCUCUGAAGCAGCUUCUGUUGAUCGCUGGAACUGUGUCGUACGCGACGUGUGCAGGGGCUCUUCCUCAAAUUUUCAUCAACCGUCUCGGUGUGAGAAGUGCACCCAUCCAGACGUUCUUCAGGUCCAUAUUACCAAUCCCACUCUCAGCUGCUCUGGCCUUCUUCAGUGUCUCCACCAUCAGAAUUGAGGAGACGGAAACAGGGAUCCAAGUGUUUGAUUCUCAUGGAAGUCCUGUGGGCAUCUCUAAAGCAGCAGGACAAAAGGCUGUGAGGGAAACUGCGUUGUCAAGAGCAGCUCUGUUUGGUACGACCGCUGCUGUUCCUAACCUGCUCAUUUUCCUUCUGAACAGAACGAGACUUUUCCAGAGGAACUCUCUGCUCGUCGCUCCUCUCCGUCACAUCAGCAUCGCAUUGAUUCUGGGCCUGAUGAUCCCAGUGUCGUUCAGUCUCUUUCCACAGCUGGGAACGAUAAAGAAGGAAACGCUGGAGGAGGAACUACAGGCUGCAGCCGCCGACGGACACUUAUUCUAUCACAGAGGACUCUGAGCUGCAGUUACACACAACAGAUACUAAAUUAACCACAAUUAGCUUGACAGCGUUAAAAUAAAUGUCUUGUGCAGCUGAAUAUUUCAUCCAUGCAACAGACGGGACAAUGAAGUACAGCUUUUCCUUAGAUUCAUGUGGAAUAUUCUGUUAAAAAAAACCACAGACGAUCUAUUCUGAUAGUAAAUUUAUUUAGUUAGAAUAUUCAAUGUUUUUAAUCGAUAGGAAAUGUUACAGUUCAUGAAAAUACAUUUUGUUUUCAAACGUACAUAAGCUUUUCUAUGUAUUGCACUCUGUGUCCUAUCUGAAAUACUGAGGCACAAAAACCAUCCUUUCAGCAAUGUGGAAGAAAAUGAUCUCAAGGGUUAGACAACAUCUGUAAUUGUACAUUUAAAAAUAAAAAGGAAUGUGAACAAACA
Molecule: messenger RNA, 1532 nt
Organism: Hippoglossus stenolepis (Pacific halibut)
Lineage: Eukaryota; Metazoa; Chordata; Actinopteri; Pleuronectiformes; Pleuronectidae
Gene: sfxn4
Product: sideroflexin 4
Exons: 14
Coding region: 172-1116 (314 amino acids)
Biological process (GO): monoatomic ion transport; mitochondrial transmembrane transport
Cellular component (GO): mitochondrial inner membrane
Molecular function (GO): monoatomic ion transmembrane transporter activity
Source: RefSeq, a predicted model, not a curated record